This is a messenger RNA of Carica papaya (papaya), 750 nucleotides long. NCBI's taxonomy places the organism in Eukaryota, Viridiplantae, Streptophyta, Magnoliopsida, Brassicales, Caricaceae. The record is from RefSeq and is a predicted model, not a curated record.
AUGGAGCUUGAACCAGAGUGGUUGCACCUAGUGGCCGAACUUCACCGGAAACCAGUGGUUCCACUCGGACUGUUGCCGCCGUCGGUUGAUGAUCAGGCUGAGAAAGAUGACUCGUGGGUUGAAAUAAGUAAGUGGCUGAACCAGCAUGAGAAAGACUCAGUUGUUUACGUAGCACUCGGAAGCGAAGCGGCACUGAGUCAACGAGAACUCACUGAACUGGCGCUUGGGCUGGAGCUAUCUGGGUUGCCAUUCUUCUGGGCAUUAAAGAUAAGUUCAAGACGAGCCGAUUUCGUAAAAUCUGCACACCCAUUGUUAGAGCUGCCAGAAGGGUACGAGGAUCGAAUCAAGGGACGAGGGAUUGUCUGGGCGAGUUGGGCACCCCAACUCAGGAUACUGAGUCACGACUCAGUUGGGGGAUUCUUGACUCAUUGUGGGUGGAGUUCGAUCAUAGAGGGAGCCAUGUUUGGACGUGCAUUGGCAAUGUUGCCUUUCAUGGUGGAUCAAGGAUUAAAUGCGAGAGUGAUGGAAGAGAGAAAAGUCGGCGUUUUGAUUCCAAGGAAUGAUGAGCAAGACGGGUUGUUUACGAGGGAUGGCGUAGCAGGGUCGCUGAGGCUGGUUAUGGCGGAUCAGGACAAGGAGGGAAGUAAGACUGGUUACAAGGAAAACGCGAGGAAGAUGGCGAAAUUAUUUGGGGAUAGAGAGCUGCAUGAAAAAUACAUGGAUGGUUUUCUCAAGGAACUUCUUGUUUAA